This is a messenger RNA of Cladophialophora psammophila CBS 110553, 1338 nucleotides long. RefSeq lists its product as uncharacterized. The record is from RefSeq and is a predicted model, not a curated record. Bases 1 to 1338 code for a protein of 445 amino acids. The transcript is spliced from 2 exons. NCBI's taxonomy places the organism in Eukaryota, Fungi, Ascomycota, Eurotiomycetes, Chaetothyriales, Herpotrichiellaceae.
AUGCCUCGACCGCGUCGGACACUGGAGCGAGGCCGCGGGCCGAACAUCUCCAAUCUCUCACAGAUGUUGGGGUUCACCGACACGAAAGUACUUCCCAAGGUGCUCUUCGACUUCUGGUCGCCAAUUUUCCCGCACGGCCGUUUGGCUGAUGCCACUGAUGAACAACUCGCAAAGUUGGCGGACGACUUUCUCGAAAAGAAAGGAAGCGACCUAUGGUCCGUCAGAGGCCGAGGCCCUGUCUAUCCCGAUGACAAGGACAAGGACAUCAAGCCAAAAAUAUUCGAGAUCCUGAAACGCCAGCGUCGAAAUCAAUUAGAUGUACGCAUGAAGAGAGAUCGCCGACAGACUGUUGACUCUGAGGAGCCUCCCGGGGAGGAUGAUGAUGGUGACUAUCCGGAGGAUGAUCGAGCAUCGACCGUGAAUCCGGCGGAAAGAGCCGUAGAAGGUCGACGAGAGUUGAAUGACAAUGAAGCCGACACCACUCCUCCCACUGUAGCAUCAUCUUCGGCUCAGCCUACAUCAACAUCUAAUCCAUUCCACCAGCCAGGUGUCCGAGUUGUUUAUCUAGCAAAGCGUACCGAUGCUCCGGACACUGUACAAGCUCAAUCUUCUCGAGCCCACUCAGCUCCGGCCGUCAACCCACAAAAACGUGGCUUCGAAGAGAUGUCGGCCGAUGUUUCUCCUGCUGUACCAACCGCCACUACCCAACAUGCAACAAGCUACAAGAGACUGGUACCGGAAAAUGCAUUUCUGGCACUACCUGCAGGGAAGGAGGCAAGAUCAAACCAUAAACGCCCUACGGUUGAAGAUAAGUCUCCUGGCCCGAACUCAACACAGAGUCAGUCUAAAAGGUUGAGUGCUGGAGAAUCCCACAAACUCGGGCCAAUCGGACAAAACACUCUCUUAGAACGAAAUCCCAGGACGACAGAUGAUACGCAUAGAUUGAUUCAUGGCAAUGGUGUUGCAAUCAGUUACCCAUCCUCACCACCCGACAACGGUAUUGGCUAUCCUGCGGCAACAAAUCGUUACCAAAAUGCGUCCCAAGCGAGGCAAAAUGAGCCAUCAGAUCAGGAGCUCCGGGCAGAUGAGCAAGCCGAGAGCAUCUCGUACGACAUAUUUCAGAACAACUAUUCAGUUGAUCUCCACAAGGUGCCGGGGCUCUUACGGUUCUUGUUGAAACACUGUGAGGAUAAUAUAAUUCAGAAUCGCCAGAAAAUGCGCGACGGCCUGACAGCGGAGGAUCGACUAUCAGCUCGAAGCAGUUUCUUCGCGCUCCGGGAGAUGCUGAACGCUUUGCAGGGGGAAGGUCUUCGGGUAGGAGCUCAGUUGAAUUAUUAG